AUGCCUUUUCGCUCCCGUCGUUCUAGCGUGCUCUCGCCUGGCGCAAGGGUCCCUUCUGCCGCUUACGAAACCCCGGGCUUCCGCACCCACCACCCCUCCCCCAGCGGCGCCUCAUCCUCAUUUGCGUGGCCUCGGAAGAAGUCCAUGGGCAGGAGGUCGAUGUGGGGGCAGAGCGACGACUCUCUGGCGACGCGCUACACCGAGUCGGUUCGCCCCAAGAACGGCUCCACCGCGAACAUCGAGCCCAUAUCAGACAACACCCUUUUUAUCAGCCUCAACCUGUCCUCUCCUUUCCUCGGCGACGACCGUCGGAAUCAUACAUGCCCCAUCCUCGGCGUGCUUCCUGAUCCGGAACACAAAAGCGUGCAGUACGGCAUCACCCCGUCAGUCACGCGCUACGAGGACAUGAAGUUCAAGACCGUGCGUGAAGCCGUCGACUUCUUCCACCAAAUUCUCCAGGGGCUGGAGUUCAUGCACGAAAACUACGUCGCGCACCGUGAUUGUUCCUCCAACAACAUCGCGAUGCUCGAGGGAUCAAACCCGCCUGAAUACUACCUCACCAUUUCCCCCGCCUCGCGCCAAUACCGCGCCGACGGUGGUCGUCCAGUCGCAAUGCCCUUCUGGGGCAACGACAAGUCCGUGCCGGAGUUCCAACGCUCCCCCACCGAUCCUCAUGACCCAUUCCGUGCCGACGUCUACACGCUCGGUAACAUGAUCCGCAAAGACUUCGUCGAGGUCUACUCAAACCUUUCAUUCAUGGAGCCCCUCGUCACCGAGAUGAUCUCUCCCGACCCUGCGCGGCGCCCGAUGAUGGACGAGGUCAUCGAUCGCUUCACUGAAGACGCCCUCCGGCUCUCCGACCGCGCGUUCCGCCAGCCUCUCCGCCGGCGUUGGAGGCACCGGUUCCCGCUCCUGUUUCGCGACCAGCGCGAGCACUAG
Messenger RNA from Epithele typhae, 939 nucleotides. RefSeq lists its product as uncharacterized. Lineage: Eukaryota; Fungi; Basidiomycota; Agaricomycetes; Polyporales; Epitheliaceae. The record is from RefSeq and is a predicted model, not a curated record. Bases 1 to 939 code for a protein of 312 amino acids. The transcript is spliced from 4 exons.